AUGUACUCUGAUAACGGGACAACAUUCCAGGGAGCGAAUCGCGAAUUGUUAACCGCCUUUCGUUCUGCACUCAAAACCGCCGAUUUCGGUAAUAGAUUAGCAACAGACGGAGUCGAAUGGCACUUCAUGCCCCCGAACGCUCCCCACUUCGGCGGAUUGUGGGAAGCCGCGGUUAAAAGCGUCAAAUACCACCUAAAGCGUACUAUCGGCGCACACACACUCACGUUAGAGGAAAUGACUACCGUUCUAUGUCGAGUCGAAGCAUGCCUCAAUUCGCGACCGCUUGGAACCGUCUCCGAUAAUAUUGACGAUUAUCACGCGUUAACACCCGGUCAUUUUUUAAUCAACGCACCACUUGUAACUCCGCCCGAACCGAGUAUAUUAGAUGUAAAAGACAAUCGGCUAUCUCGCUGGCAACUCUUACAAAAGCUCACCGAAACCUUUUGGAAAGCGUGGAGCCACGAUUAUUUGCACACUCUGCAUCAACGACCAAAAUGGCAAAUUAAACAAAACCUCACCAAAGUAGGUCAACUCGUGCUACUUCGUAAUCCGACUCUGCCGCCAAGUCGAUGGGAGAUGGGACGCAUCACCGCCUACCAUCCAGGGAACGACGGUCUUGUCCGCGUCGUCACCAUCAAAACUGCGCAGUCCGAAUACACUCGUCCAAUAACGAAGAUCUGCUUUCUUCCCGUCACGAUCAACGCUGAAACUGAGAAAUCUACGACGUCACAGAGUAAUGCGUAG
This is a messenger RNA of Osmia lignaria (orchard mason bee), 744 nucleotides long. The record is from RefSeq and is a predicted model, not a curated record. Lineage: Eukaryota; Metazoa; Arthropoda; Insecta; Hymenoptera; Megachilidae.